Cololabis saira (Pacific saury) is the source of this 3420-nucleotide messenger RNA. It is a transcript of the gene tm9sf3, whose product is annotated as transmembrane 9 superfamily member 3. The transcript is spliced from 15 exons. NCBI's taxonomy places the organism in Eukaryota, Metazoa, Chordata, Actinopteri, Beloniformes, Belonidae. Gene Ontology annotation, cellular component: membrane. The record is from RefSeq and is a predicted model, not a curated record. Bases 101 to 1864 code for a protein of 587 amino acids. Gene Ontology annotation, biological process: protein localization to membrane.
CGUCGCAAGAAAACUGCCUCAGUCAUACAACCAGGAAGAAGCUGGCAGAGCCGCCGUGAAGCUAACAUCCCACCGUCUUUCCGCGUACUUUCCCCGACAAAUGAUGGGGUCUUCGAGGUGGAAGUGGGCAGCGGCGGCGUUUCUGACACUAGUGGGCUCCUUAUUACCCGUGCAUGCUGACGAGCACGACCACACGUACACAGACAAGGAGGAGGUAGUUUUAUGGAUGAACACAGUGGGGCCUUACCACAACCGACAGGAGACAUACAAAUAUUUUUCUUUGCCUUUCUGCGCGGGCUCCAAGAAGACCAUCAGUCAUUACCAUGAAACACUGGGAGAGGCUCUUCAGGGAGUAGAGCUGGAAUUCAGCGGCUUGGACAUUAAGUUCAAAGAUGAAGUUAUGCAGACGACAUACUGUGAAAUUGAGUUGGACAAAGCCAAAAGGGAUGCCUUUGUUUAUGCCAUAAAGAAUCACUACUGGUACCAAAUGUACAUAGACGACCUGCCCAUCUGGGGUAUCGUUGGUGAGGCGGAUGAAAAUGGAGAAGAUCAUUACCUUUGGACAUAUAAGAAACUGGAGAUCGGCUUUAACGGCAACAGAAUUGUUGAUGUAAAUCUGACCAGCGAAGGCAAAGUCAAACUCAUGCCGAACACGAGAAUCGCAAUGUCUUAUUCCGUGAAAUGGAAGAAGUCAGACGUGAAGUUUGAGGACAGAUUCGACAAAUACCUGGACCCGUCCUUCUUCCAGCACAGGAUUCACUGGUUUUCUAUCUUCAACUCCUUCAUGAUGGUCAUUUUCUUGGUGGGUCUGGUGUCCAUGAUUCUCAUGAGGACACUAAGAAAAGAUUAUGCCAGGUACAGCAAAGAAGAGGAAAUGGAUGACAUGGACAGAGACCUGGGAGACGAGUACGGGUGGAAGCAGGUGCACGGAGAUGUUUUCAGGCCCUCCAGCCAUCCUCUGAUCUUCUCCUCCCUCAUUGGCUCUGGCUGUCAGAUCUUCUCCGUCUCCCUCAUCGUCAUCAUCGUCGCCAUGGUUGAGGAUCUCUACACAGAGAGAGGAUCCAUGCUCAGCACAGCCAUCUUCGUGUACGCUGCCACCUCGCCCGUCAACGGCUACUUCGGGGGAAGUUUGUAUGCAAAACAAGGAGGCAGGAGAUGGAUUAAACAAAUGUUCAUCGGGGCAUUUCUGAUCCCGGCCAUGGUGUGCGGGACGGCCUUCUUCAUCAACUUUAUUGCGAUCUACUACCACGCCUCCAGAGCCAUCCCCUUCGGGACCAUGGUGGCUGUUUGCUGUAUCUGCUUCUUCGUGAUUCUCCCACUAAACCUCGUGGGAACAAUUUUGGGAAGGAAUCUAUCCGGGCAGCCAAACUUCCCCUGCAGAGUGAACGCCGUGCCCCGACCAAUCCCCGAGAAGAAAUGGUUCAUGGAGCCGGCUGUCAUCGUGUGCCUGGGAGGAAUCCUGCCGUUCGGAUCCAUUUUCAUAGAAAUGUACUUCAUCUUCACAUCUUUCUGGGCCUACAAAAUCUACUAUGUGUACGGCUUCAUGAUGCUGGUUCUGGUGAUUCUUUGCAUCGUGACCGUGUGUGUCACCAUUGUGUGUACAUACUUCCUGCUCAACGCUGAGGACUACAGAUGGCAGUGGACAAGCUUCCUCUCAGCUGCAUCCACUGCAGUUUAUGUUUAUAUGUACUCAUUUUACUACUAUUUCUUCAAAACUAAGAUGUACGGGCUGUUUCAGACGUCCUUCUACUUCGGCUACAUGGCUGUGUUCAGCACCGCCCUGGGGAUCAUGUGCGGUGCCGUUGGAUACAUGGGAACAAGUGCCUUUGUGAGGAAGAUCUACACAAAUGUUAAAAUCGACUGACAAACAAGCGCAGAGCAACACGACGGGGAUGUUAAGGAUUUGCCUACAUGCGUACCGAGACGGUGGGCACAAAUCAUUCUUUACUACUUUUCUUUCUUGCAAAGAGAUUGUGAGAACCUCACUUUGUACAAUGUGUAGAUUUUCCAUUUUCUGAAUGAAUUUCAACGCUGCAACUCGAGGGGGAACCAGAGGAAAUUUGCAGCAGAGACAUCAGACAAAAGAUUCUGCUUUUAUCAGUUGCUUUCAAACAAACGGUGGGGCAAAUGUUUAAAGCUGACAUGACUUCUCGUUUUCCAGCCCAGUCCCACUUGAGACCAGAGAACACGAUGCAUAUUGACGUGGUAGCGUAGCUCUCUUCAGUGAAGAGGCCGAAGUGUACGGAAAGCCUUUGUUCUUUUGUUUCAGAAUAUUGGGAAGCUGGGUUUCUAUUGCGUUCUCACCUGAUUUACAUUUUGUAUUAAAGUCACUCAAUAUUGUUAACACACAGCUCAGUAGUUUUUUGGUUCUUGUUGGGUUUUUUUUUUUUUUUUUUGUUCCCAGUUACUUCAUUUGCAAAGAAAGGACAAAGAAAACUGUCACUCCAAAAUCAUUCCCCCAUAAUGACGAUUCUUAGUUCCCCGUUACAGUAGCAGUCCAUCCAGUCGCUGAAAUUUUAGUCCUGCUGUAGUUUACUGUACAAACAAAACCACAGAGGGACUUAUCAACAGUUGAGGUACAGUAAGAACUGAUUUUUUUUUUAAAUGGAUGUUUGAUGUGAUUCAAUUUCCCAGUUUAGUCUUGUUUUCUUAAUGUUUGGGUUUGAAUGAAGUCUACUUGUAAAGAUAAUAUAUGGAUGGGAGAGCGUGUAUAUAACCUUAAUGUACCUUUUAGAUGUAGAUCCCAGAUGUAUUUUCAUUGUACAGAUUUACUACAGGGUUUUUUUUUUGUUUUUUUUUGGUGCUUGGGGUGGGCCAGGUAGCGCUGUUACAUCUUGUGUGGCAUUGCAUGAUGUUUUUAACCAAACCAUCUGAUCAUCAGAUUCCACUUUAGUCAGUUCCCUGCCUCCCCAUCUUCUGAUAGCAAGCUUCUUCUCUCUUUUAUUAUUUUGGUCAAUUUUCAAACCGGGUUAAGGAUUCUUUUUUUUUUUUUUUUACCGUAAUAUUUUGUUAAAGCUUUAAAAAGGCUCGACAUCUUCCAGUAAGCCAUUCUCUCAUGUUGUUGCCGAACCUGAAACAUCGUUUUUGAAUGUCCGAAGGGAGCAGGCAGUCACUUUGUUCCUGCAAUCAUACUGUACAAAGUGAAGUUUAUGUACAACUAAAAAGUAGAUGUUUUCAUAACCACACACAGUGCUGCGGAGUGUUUCAAAUGCUUUUUUCCAUUUUGUGUAAAUACAGUAUGUACCCUACUUGUAUGAGAAGUGGUUAUGCCUUUUUUUUUCUCUUUUUUUUGGUCUAAUUUCCAGUUCUCCCCCACUGAAGUUGAUUUUGGCACCUCAUGUUGUGUACCGAUGUCUGAAGAGACAUUUUGAACUUGCAUAUUAACUUACUGUAAAAAGAAAAUAAACAUGUUUAUGUACA